CCGGUUUUCGCCCACGUUCUCUCUAAACGACCCAGGCAGAUCUGCCAUUAUGUCGACUUUCUGCUACAAAGUUACAUCAAUGUGCAGCUUUUUGGAAUGUUUGAAGCGAAUAUAAACUUAAAACAACUUCAAUUUUGUUUGAAAUCAACACUUGUUCUACUUAAACAUGAACUGGAAGGGUUUAAUCAAAGAAAUAUCGCCUGUUUGGAAUUUCAAGGUAAUUUUAGUGAUAUUUCUGUGGGCUGGUAGUGUAGGCAGGGCCGAGCAUAGAGACAGAUCUCUGUGUCCGGCUAAUUUUCACGGCAACUGUAAAUGUGAUCUUGAUAGAGAGACAAACUAUUAUAUCGUUAACUGCACGGAUACUAAUUUGGAUAAUGCUAAUAUAUUGGAGUAUAUGCCCGUCGACACCGAAGUGCUUAUAUUCACAGGUAACAAUGUUCUAGAUUUACCAUUAUAUAUUUUUGGAAGAGAUGCCAAGUACGAUAAAUUGAAAAUAGUCGAUCUUUCUAAUAAUAAAAUUCAAACUAUCAAAGACAGGACGUUUCACGGUGUCGAUAACGUAGAAAAAUUGAUACUGAACGAUAAUGAUCUUUAUUUAAAUGGAAAAGACAAUCAACCUAAGAUGUUUAGACAUUUUUUGAACUUGGAAGAGCUUCAUCUUAGAAAUACAUUCACCAAAAAAUUUAUUUGGAGUGACCACUACAUGGAAAAUUUAGAGAAAAUUUUCAUGCAAAGCAGACUUAUUAAUUUACGGAUACUUAAUCUGGAAAAGAAUGAAAUCAAUUCUAUUCCAAACAAUUAA
Messenger RNA from Centruroides sculpturatus (bark scorpion), 802 nucleotides. RefSeq names its product SLIT and NTRK-like protein 3. Gene Ontology annotation, cellular component: membrane. NCBI's taxonomy places the organism in Eukaryota, Metazoa, Arthropoda, Arachnida, Scorpiones, Buthidae. The coding region runs from base 167 to 802 and encodes 211 amino acids. The record is from RefSeq and is a predicted model, not a curated record. The transcript is spliced from 2 exons. Gene Ontology annotation, molecular function: protein binding.